AAGAAUUGAUCAUGGCGGACAAGAAGCAAGAAGCCCGUAUUGAGUAGCCAGUAAUGAAAUUGGGAAGGUUUUCUGCAAAACUAACUUGAUAUGGCGGCUAAAAGCUGCCGAACCUUCUUUAGAUUGGCCAGCAUCCAGGGUGUUGGCCAUGUUGGACAAAUAGGAGUUCUAGGUGGUCAUGGUGUGUCAUGUUUUCCUGCCAUGGCGGCAACACCCCCUAUCACAAAGAUUCUUGGUGUCAGUUGUGCAUAUCAAACAAGAGAAAAACUACAGAAAAAGGCCAAAAUUAUACCGAGCCACAAAAUUGGUGUCACCAAAGGCCACGACUCACAUCACACAGGAAAUUUAAAGGGAAGCUUGUGGGCAUCAGAAAGGAUGAUGGAUGACAUUAUGAUUCGCAAGUUUGUGGAAGGAGUCAUGCAUGAAUAUUUGGUUUCUGAGGUUGUCAUCAAGAGAAAGGCAAACCGCAUUAACAUUGUUUUUCUUGUGCCUCCGGUUAUGAACUUGCCAAAGUUUUACUUCCUUGUGGGAUUUACAGAGACACUACUUACAGAAAUGCUGGAAUGUAUUGUGAAAGUGGAGUGUCAGUCUACAAUGUAAAACACUUCUUUUGAAUUCAAUCUUCAAAUUUGGAGAAUCUUAAUAUGCUUUUCAUACAAAUGGGGAACAACCCCCUCUAAAACUGUAGUAGUGAUGAACUUGCAUGCUCUUUUGCAGUUUAUUGGCUUUGAAAUGUAGGAAACUCAACAUUUACUGUUGAGAUCCAAAGAGACAUUUGAUAGAGUGAAUAAAAUAAAUCAUCCUUAGUUCUUUCAAGGUUA
This is a messenger RNA of Pocillopora damicornis (cauliflower coral), 821 nucleotides long. RefSeq names its product small ribosomal subunit protein uS3mA. The record is from RefSeq and is a predicted model, not a curated record. Gene Ontology annotation, cellular component: mitochondrion. Gene Ontology annotation, biological process: translation. NCBI's taxonomy places the organism in Eukaryota, Metazoa, Cnidaria, Anthozoa, Scleractinia, Pocilloporidae.